AGCCUUAAUUUAAACCCACAGAGAAUACCUGAGGAAGGAGGACACCUGAGAUCACAAUCUUGAAGACCGUCAUGGGGAAGGAUAAGACCCACGUCAACCUGGUGAUCAUCGGCCAUGUGGACAGCGGCAAGUCCACCACCACGGGCCACCUGGUCUACAAGUGCGGGGGCAUUGACCAACGGAAGCUGGAGAAAUUCGAGAAGGCUGCGGCGCAAAUGGGAAAGAGUUCCUUCAAAUUUGCCUGGGUGCUGGACAAGCUGAAAGCGGAGCGCGAGCGUGGCAUCACCAUUGACAUUUCCCUGCUGAAAUUUAACACCCAGAAUUACUCCAUGACCAUUAUUGACGCCCCGGGUCACCGUGACUUCAUUAAGAACAUGAUAACUGGCACUUCACAGGCCGACGUAGCCCUCCUGGUGGUGUCGGCGGCCAAGGGAGAGUUCGAGGCGGGCGUGUCUCGCAGCGGCCAGACCAGGGAGCACGCCUUGCUGGCCUACACGCUGGGCGUCAAGCAGAUCAUCGUGUGCGUCAACAAAAUGGACGUGACUGAGCCGGCGUACUGCCAGAAGCGCUUCGACGAGGUGGUCCGGGCCGUGAGCGGCUUCCUCAAGAAGAUCGGCUACGACCCGGCCGUCGUGCCCUUCAUCCCCAUCUCGGGGUGGACCGGCGAGAACAUGAUCACCGCCACUCAGCGGAUGCCUUGGUUCCAAGGCUGGAAGGUAAGGCGGCGAGAAGGGAACACGAGUGGGAGAACCCUUCUAGAGGUGCUGGACUCCAUCCAACCACCUGUACGCACCAUCAACAAACCUUUACGGUUACCUCUGCAAGAUGUCUACAAGAUAGGAGGUGUUGGGACCGUUCCAGUGGGAAAGAUUGAAACGGGCGUCCUCAAACCCGGCAUGACGCUGAUGUUCUCCCCCGCUAAAGUAACUGCAGAGGUCAAGUCCAUUGAGAUGCACCACCAAGGUUUGGAGACGGCCCUGCCAGGACACAAUGUUGGCUUCAACAUUAAGAAUGUGUCCGUCAAGAACCUGCACCGCGGGGAUGUUGCCGGCAACGCCCAGCAGGACCCGCCCUCGGACGUCAGCAGCUUUGAGGCCCAGGUGAUCAUCCUGAACCAUCCGGGCAAGAUCAAAACUGGCUACUCCCCCGUCCUGGACUGCCACACGGCCCACGUAACCUGUCGCUUCGCUGAGCUCAAGGAGAAGAUCGACCGGCGCACGGGCAACAAGCUGGAGGACAGCCCCCAGCUGCUCAUGUCUGGGGACAGUGCCACCGUCAAACUGGUUCCCAUCAAGCCCAUGUGUGUGGAGAGCUUCUUCACCUACCCUCCAUUAGGCCGCUUUGCUGCCAGAGACCUGAAGCAAACUGUGGCUGUGGGUGUCAUCAAGUCUGUGGUGAAGGACAACUCCUUCAAACCAAAAGCCCAUCAGAGUAAAUGAGUUACCAGUCUUCUGGUAUAGCAUGCCUUUAAAAGUCGACUUUUUGUUUUUAAGUUUUUUUUGUGUUGUGGCAGAGUAUAUUUAUGUUAAGCGUCGACUCCAGCGGAAAGUGUAUUUGGUUGAAAUGUAGUUGCUCUGCUGGAAAUAAAAGAUACGAAUAAUUUA
Molecule: messenger RNA, 1604 nt
Organism: Nerophis ophidion (straightnose pipefish)
Lineage: Eukaryota; Metazoa; Chordata; Actinopteri; Syngnathiformes; Syngnathidae
Gene: eef1a1l3
Product: eukaryotic translation elongation factor 1 alpha 1, like 3
Exons: 7
Coding region: 72-1439 (455 amino acids)
Biological process (GO): translational elongation; translation
Molecular function (GO): GTP binding; GTPase activity; translation elongation factor activity
Source: RefSeq, a predicted model, not a curated record